This is a messenger RNA of Candoia aspera, 1110 nucleotides long. RefSeq names its product integrin alpha-M-like. The transcript is spliced from 7 exons. Bases 86 to 934 code for a protein of 282 amino acids. NCBI's taxonomy places the organism in Eukaryota, Metazoa, Chordata, Lepidosauria, Squamata, Candoiidae. The record is from RefSeq and is a predicted model, not a curated record.
CCCUUUCGGCCUCCAGCUUACCCUCAAAACCAGCCUUUGCCCUCAGAGGACAAAAAACUAACAGACAGCAAUUUCGAGUCCAGCCAUGGGAGCACUUGGAGGUUUUCUUGUCACCUUCCUUUUCCUUGGAGUAGCAGCGUCAGGAGAUGGUUUUGAUCUCUCUGAAGCUCUUGCCACAAAAGCUCCUCAGAGAAAUCCAAAAAAUCAAGAUUGUCCAAAUGAUGCCCGAGACAUUGUGUUGCUGAUUGAUGGGUCAAGCAGCAUUACACCUAGGGAAUUCCUUGCACUGAAGUUGUUCGUUGGACUCUUCUGUAACUUCUUUCCUGAAGAUACUCUGUUCUCCCUCCUGCAGUUCUCCAACACCUUUCGGGAGCAUUUUGACUUCAGACAUUUCCAAAACCAUCGAAACCUAAACAACCUGCUACAACACGCCAGACAGCUGGGUGGCUCUUCCUACACGGCCACUGCCAUCAAGAAAGCUGUGGAGCAGUUCACCCCACAGAAAGGCGCUCGCAGCAACGCCAAGAAGUUCCUGGUGGUCGUGACCGACGGGGAGAAAGCCGGGGACCCCUUGGAGUAUGCAGAGGUCAUCCCGGAGGCUGACAGGGCUAGAAUCACACGCUUCGCUGUUGGGGUUGGUCCGCUGUUCUCAAGCCGAAUAGUCCAGCGGGAGCUUCACGCCAUGGCUUCCCACCCUGCCACGGAGCAUACCUUUGUCCUGAGACAGUUCUCAGAUCUCAUAGAUAUCCAACUGAAAGAGAAGAUUUGUGCCAGUCACGGCACCACGGUUCCACAGCCCACAUUAGCACCCCCGAUUUCCUGUGCCUCAUGCUCUGAUCCCCAAGUGCUGCAGAAACUGGAGCAAGUGAUGCGAGCCCUGGAUCAAGUAAAAUCCAAGCUGGACCUGCUUGUUGCCAAGGAUGGGAAAUGUUAGUUCACACGGUUAAUGUAGUUGCAGCAGGAGGAGAGUGAUGGAAAGAAAAAUGGGACAAGCUUAGAGAGUUAUAUUUGAUUCAGACUAAACCGAGGAGCUAAACCUGACUGAAUUUAAUCUGGAUUCCAAUAUGAUGCUGAAGAUCCUUUGAGGCCAAUAAAACCAUUAGAUUAUCA